CACAAUCAGUCCUUCACUUUAAGUCGACUAUUUAUUUAUUUCUUCAGUGUGACGUAAACACUGAUCAAAGAGAGGAGUAGAAACAACAAAAGAAUCAUAAGAGUGGGGUGUCUGGAGUUGAGGCUGGCAGGGAUCAUAGAAUAAGAGGAAGGAGGGGAGAGAGUUUACUGUUCCUAAAAUAGAGAAGAGCAGAAAGGAUCCUCAGAGCGAUCACUCUUAUUUUAGAUCAGGUGUGGGUGCAGAGAUCUUCUCCAUUUUCCAUCCAGGAAAAAAAAGCCAUCCUCGCUUGCUGCAGUAACCAUACUGUGACAUAACCUGAAGACACGUGGUAGAAGGUGAAACAUACCAAUUAGGGAACGAAAUGGCUGAAGUGGUGAACGGCGUUGCUCUUAUGUCAUUAACGUCAGAGGAAUCACUCUACAAAUUGCUUGAUGACACGGAAGAUUAUGAUGAAAGGAAAAAAGUUAGGAAUCGCCUCAGACAAGUUCAGGCAGAGCUCAGAGCUCAAAGAGAAGAGGCGAUGAAGAAGCGAGAACAGGAGAGAGAAGACAUGAUCUUACAGAGGAAAAGGGAUGCGGAAGAAUCAAAAAGGAGGAUGCUAGCUAUGUACGAUCAAAUGGCGAAAUCAGCCCCAGCUGGCGGACAAAAGGUCAUGGACAUCAACAUCUACAAAAAUGCAGAACCAUCUUCCACACCUGUUCAAAUGCCUGCCAAGAGAGAUCUAGUGGAAGAAGCUAUCCAGCAAAGACAGAAAGAAGCAAUUGAAAGGAGACAAAAGCUACUCGCAGCUUAUGAUGCAGCAGCUAAAUCAGGAGUCCCUGGACCUAAAUCACCAGAUUUUAAUGCUAUCAAUGAAUCUACCUCAGCUCCUGUUACACCUGUUGCAAAGAAACCAGUAGAUCAUUGCACAUUUGGAAGCAUUAUUCCUAAAACACCAGUUCAAAACAAUCAGAAAGUGUCAGCCAAGGCUAAGUUUCAGCAAAUGGACGCAGUCCAAAAUAAACAAGCGCCAUCCAGACCAAAGUACAUGUGCACCCUUGGUGGUACUAAAUCAAAUGUGGAAAUAACGAAUUUUUCUACCUCUUGGAAUGAUGGAAUGGCAUUUUGUGCUUUAAUUCACCAUUUCUAUCCAGAUGCAUUCGAAUUUGAGACAUUGAAUCCCAAAAACAGAAGAUACAAUUUUGAUCUCGCAUUUAGAAUCGCCGAAGAAAAAGCUGAUAUCGCUCCACUGCUUGAUGUAGAAGACAUGGUAAUAAUGAAAAAACCCGAUUGGAAAUGCGUGUUUACUUAUGUCCAAAGUUUCUACAGGAAAUUGCAUGAUAAGGAUUAAUAAGCAUGCUCCUGUUUUCUUAGCCCUAUUCACUGUGUUCUGCCGCUUCCUGAACAGACAUUUACUGUUUUGAGCGACGAAAUAUAAAAUAAUUGAUUUCAUGUAUAUAAUAUUUAUGUUAUGUUGUUAUGAUCUUAUUUACCAUUUUUUGUCAUUCUUACGAACUAUUUGAUGUUUUGAUCAGGUAAACUAAUUUUCACUUUCCUGACAAAAAAAAUGCUUAUGAUAUCAUAUUUAUUUACAUUUUGAAACUGUAACCAUCAUAUACAAGAUUUGUAUAAAAAUAUGGAGAUUCUUCUAUGCUAAAUCUAAGUAAAAAAAUCUUUCUUUUAGCAGCAAAUGUUGUGGAAAGUUAGACGUUGUGUAAGUGGCGACAUUAGUGGCGUAGUUUUGACAUUAUUGAAUUAGACAUUAGUGGCGUAGUUUUGGUGAGGGUUAGAGGGACAAAACCCCCCUUUGAAAUUAUACAUUACUUGAUUAUAAACUAUUGUUAAGUUAGGUAAGUAGGACGUAGAUAUAAAAAUGAAAAAGUUGUUUGUAAUCUAAACACUUAGAAUAUACGAGGGCUGUUUUUUAAGUGAAGUCCGUUUGAAAAUAAAAACCAAACGAAAGAAAAUUUUCACGAAGCAAACUUAUUUUUCGAUUCUAUAUACGUUUCUCUUCAUUUUUUUUUCGAAAUAGUUACUAAGUCUGCUUAAACACGUAUCAUACCUUACAACUACUAGAUAUAAAAUACCCUCUUCGUAGUAACUUGCCGCCAACUCCGAUAACAAAGAGGUCACAACUGUUUUCCCGUCUUCGGUCAUCGUUGUACUGGUUGAUGUACAAAAUGAUGUUUGAGACAUCGGAAAAGAUGAAAAUAACUUAGCGCAAGGUCCCGGCAGUAUUGAGGGGGGUCCAAAACUUCCCAGCCAAAGGAGUUCAAUAUAGCUCGGGACUUAGCUGUGCAGAUAAACAUUGUCAUGGAGUAGCAAAAAUUUCUAUGCUAGUAGGAAGCUACAUAAAAUUCACAAAUCUGCCGGUGAAUGUAUGCAUUAGACAGAUGUUUUUGAAGACUGAAAAUGCAUCACUGUCCGUACCUCUUACGUGUAUACCGUACUCAAGUUAGUAUAGAAGUGUUUCCAUAUUUUUGUUCAACCCUGUGUGUUAAAAUGAAACGAACUUUUAAAAGGAAUCGCGUUUUCUUUUCGAAAUAAAUUGGUUUGCAUACCUAUAUUUGAAGAGCAGUAUAAUCAUAAACUACAUUUUCAAAUUUCUCAGAAAGCCGUUUUUUUGUGUUUUUAUUUUGUUAAAAACAUCACAAUUACUAUGUAGGCAAGAUAAUGAUUUUGAUGCUCUGUGGCUUGUGCAAGCUUGUGAAAUAUUUUUUUUAUAAUCAGUGUUAACGAAGAGUUUAAUGUAAAAAUUUUCCCAUUGGAAGAAAUAAGGCUUACCACACUAUGCUGCCCAUUUGAUUUAUUUAAAUUUGCAGAAUGAUCUGUAGAACGUCAGAUAAUUGUACAAUGAUUUGUAAAACGUCUGAUUUUAUUCAGGAUGAGAUAAAAAUUAAAAUCUUUUAAAAUGAAUAAAUAAUUCAAAAUUCAAACGAAACAUUCUUUAUAGACGAGAUUUGACCAAGUAAAACAGCUGUUAACCAGCGAUUAAUACUAUAUAUCAGGGCUCGAAAAAACUCAGAAAUUUUUCCCGUCCCCGAGGACGGCUUGUCCAACAAUGUACCCGUCCUCCUUUGAAACUAACCCGUACCUUCUAAAUAAAUAAAGAUAUAAUUUUCUCUUU
Messenger RNA from Parasteatoda tepidariorum (common house spider), 3106 nucleotides. The record is from RefSeq and is a predicted model, not a curated record. Lineage: Eukaryota; Metazoa; Arthropoda; Arachnida; Araneae; Theridiidae.